AUGAGUAUUCCUCGAGUAUAUGCGGUGGGAGCAACACCUGUGGCAUCAUAUGUUUCUUAUGAGAUAGCUAAGCUGUCAUUACAGCCUAAAGUUCCGCAAGUUGUACUACUUUUACAAGACUUGAAGAAGCUUCAUCGCUUUUUACAAAAUGAUUCCAAAUUAAGUUUUACCACAGGUGGUCAUAGGAGUGACAUUCAAUUCAUGGCAUCGGGCAAACCCCCAACUUUUGGGUCUGAUAGAUUGCUGGAGAUAGAAAAUUUAAUUGUCGGAGAACCAUCGCGGAAGUCGUUUUCGAUGUCAUUGAAUAAAUAUAAGAAAAGCACUACGCCGCAUUCAUCGAUUUUGUUAUUGAAUCCAGAAUUUGGGCUUAUAGAAAAUAUAUACAGAUACGUGUGGCCGGAUCCAUCUGAUAGACCCCAAUUGUAUGUCGGUUUAACGCAACAAGAUCGGUUGAAAAAGGUUUCUGAAUUUGAAGUAAAACUAAUGGGCUCUGGGCCAAUACAUUUAAGCAUCAGCCCCAUACCAAAGAAUCUGCCUAGUUAUAAUUACGAUGAUGAUGUCAAAUAUUUACAAGAGUCGAUAGAAAGUAAUGGUUUACUGGGACUGUUGAACAAUUUAAAGUCAGACACUGUAGAUCACACUAUAAUGCCCAUAUUCUAUCCAUUCGGUCAGCUUCUCCUUGUUAGGUUAAGGGAAUUAUUCCUAGCCUCUUGUAUUGAGCCGCUGGCCGUCUUAUAUGGUUGCCAGAAGUAUGGAGAAUUAUUAAAAUUAGAACAUACAGAAGGUUUAGUUAAAUCGUUACUACAAGAACAAAUUAGCAUUUUUAAAAAAGCCUACCCAUUUGUUGAAAAUAUCCCAAAAAGUAAUAAGACCCUAUGCAUUGAUGAACUUAGUGUAGCAUUAUGGAAGAGAGUAAAGUGGAUGGAACAUGUUAAUCCCAAAAUGCAGCAAGAUAUUCAAGCCUUGAAUAGUACAAAUGUGAACUCAUUGAAUGGUUAUUUUGUUUCAUUAGCCAACUAUAGAAAAGUUGCAUGCCCUCUUAAUCAAAUGAUGCUAUCUCUUAUUAAGGACAGAGCCUUAAUCGGGAAAAACAGGGCGUUGUCGGACAAAUACCUAUAA
Molecule: messenger RNA, 1119 nt
Organism: Eremothecium cymbalariae DBVPG#7215
Lineage: Eukaryota; Fungi; Ascomycota; Saccharomycetes; Saccharomycetales; Saccharomycetaceae
Gene: CBS2
Product: Cbs2p
Exons: 1
Coding region: 1-1119 (372 amino acids)
Cellular component (GO): mitochondrion; cytoplasm
Molecular function (GO): NADP binding; 2-dehydropantoate 2-reductase activity
Source: RefSeq, a predicted model, not a curated record